AUGAUAGACUUCUCCUGCAAGCAGCAGCAGCAGCAGCAGCAGCAGCAGUACCAGCAGCAGCAGCAACAGGAAGUGGAACUGCUGCUGCAGCAGCAGCAGCAACUGCAGCAGAUGCAGCAGCAACUCCAGCAAGAGCAGAACUCAGAGAAAAAGAUGAUUGCGAUGAGGCUUUUGUUCUUAUCUAUGCAUGCAGCAGCAGCAGCAGCAGCAGCAGCAGCAGCAGCAACAGCAGCAGCAGCAGCAGCAGGGGAGAUGGCGAUGCAGCAGAAGCAAAGUUGCAAGCAGCAAGUACUGCUGCAGACAGCAGCAGCAGCAGCAGCAGCAGCAGCAGCAGCAGCAAUAAAGGCAAAGGUGCAGCAAAGGAGAGCAGCAGCAGCACAAAGAAUAAAGCAGCAGCAGCCAGCAGCAACAGCAGCAGCAGCAGCAGCAGCAGUUUAUCUGCAGCAGCAGCAGCAGAAGAAGCCUCAGCAGCACCAUCAUCCCCAUCAGCAGCAGCAGCACAGCAGCAACCACAACAACCACCAUCACCAUCACCAUCACCAGCAGCAGCAUCACCAGCAGCAGCAGCAGCAGCAGCAGCAGCAGCAGCAGCAGCAGCAGCAGAAGAAGAAGAAUCUAUAG
Messenger RNA from Eimeria mitis, 621 nucleotides. RefSeq lists its product as uncharacterized. Lineage: Eukaryota; Apicomplexa; Conoidasida; Eucoccidiorida; Eimeriidae. The coding region runs from base 1 to 621 and encodes 206 amino acids. The transcript has 2 exons. The record is from RefSeq and is a predicted model, not a curated record.